This is a messenger RNA of Fusarium redolens, 2531 nucleotides long. RefSeq lists its product as uncharacterized. The record is from RefSeq and is a predicted model, not a curated record. The coding region runs from base 157 to 2328 and encodes 723 amino acids. NCBI's taxonomy places the organism in Eukaryota, Fungi, Ascomycota, Sordariomycetes, Hypocreales, Nectriaceae. The transcript is spliced from 2 exons.
CUUCGUGUUACCUUGGAAUUAUGGUUAUGGUUAGGGUUAGGGUUAGCUCUUAUUGGUUGAUAACGCGAAGGGUCAACCAUCACAACAACGCGGUUAGCGCCAGGCUCACCUCGUCCAUACACAUACACAUACAUACCUGCACAACUUCACGCAAUAAUGAAUACUCGGAGUGCCGCAGGGCGCUCAGAGCGUGCAUCUGCUCAGACUGAGAAUCGCGAACCAAGGCGUAGCAAUCGAAGAAACAACCCAGUUCAGCGUGCAGCAACCCCGACAAAGAAUAUUGUUAGCCAGCCCAUACCUGGACCCGGUAAAGGCUUACUGAACGAUCCGGUCGCUCGCCGUAACCCACCUCCUCAGGCUCGAGACGACAUCAGUAUCCCCUCAAACCCACUGAAGCCUGACGAUGAAACCGAAUUCUGGGAUGACUAUGAUGUGCAAUCGGAAAACCCCGGCGAAGAACCUGAGAACGUCGUCAGCCCCGUCGAAGAACUUCAGCUUGGUAUAGUAGUCACCGCGGCACAGCAAAGGAUCCUGGAGCUCAGUGUUCCAGACUUAGCAAGAGCUGCCGAUAGCCUGUUUGACUGCUUCCAAGGAAAUGAAGCCGACGAUGUCUUCAAUGGAAUCUUGGCCAUUAAGCGACGUGCUUUCCAUACCAUCAGAGGGGAAUAUGAUGCACUUGAUCAGUCUGGCACGGCACCAUUCAUUGAUUUCGCGCACUUUGUGGAUGAAACUCCCACUCAAAACCAAAGCGUUAUGGUGACUCAGAUCGCACGCACCAAUGUUGUGACAGCUUACGACAAGCUUUACAGGCUUGAGGAUGAGGAGGCAUCGGUCAUCUUUCCAUUCCUUGAAUGCCUCAAUCGGGUUUUGCCCACAUUUUUUACCCCAGCUAACAAUAUGUUCCAAAAUCCUCAGAGCACCUUGCACCUCCGAACCUGGCUGUUUGUUGAGGAUCUCUCUCAUCGCAAGGACGAAAAGGACUUUCGGGAGCUGCUUGUUUCUUAUUUCUGUCAAGAUGAAGAAGAAUUGAAGGAAUUGAACGGACUGGAACACAACGGCAAGAGAGAGCUUCCUUCAUAUCCAGAACUUUUUUCGGGGGGGUACUUCAAAGACCUCGGCGGCGUUAAUCAAGUCGAUCACGAUGUUGAUGAUCUCUGCUCAGCACGGAUUGCUCAGAUUAAGAAAAUCAUCGAUGACAACAAGGAAGAUGGUGGAAUCGCCCAGCUGAGAAAACACUUUCCCCUGCAUAAUUUGGUGGAAGAUCUCUUAAAGUGCUUUGAGAGCUUAUACAACGUUUUGACGUUCGAAGAGAGCGUGAGGGCGGGUACUGAGCCUCCUCGACAUGAUCAACAGGAUGUUGCCUACAGCCAAGGCAAUGAUUAUGGUUCGGAGUCACAAUCAAUCGUGCGCGUGGGAAGCCAAGAAGUAGAGCCCAGUCUAUUUGUCGGGCUAAAGUCCAUUCAAGCCUUGCAGGAUAGAAGUCGAGCAACCAGUACUGUUCCCUCUUCCAACCAACAGCUUGCAGGUUUCAGACCCGGGGUUCCCCGUGAUUAUCACGAGGAUUCAAAUGCCGAUCUCCUGGGUGGUAGCCCACUCCCCCCCGCAAGUUCUUAUCGUUUAGCUACCAAAGGCGGGAGGGAACGAGAACGAGUGCAGAAACGACCGCGACUUUCCCAGGAUGACGACGACGGGGAAGACCCUUUUGAGACUGACACUCGUCGUGUUGAUCCAGCGAGGCGAGAUGAGCUACAACGACAGAUGCCGCCACCUCCUAGGCCAGCUCCUGUCUCACGGCCUCCUCCAAGGCAUGUUCCUGAGUGUUCAUUCUCUUCAGGAUCCGCACAUCCCCUUUCUGUGCAUGAGUCGUCGCAGGAUAUGGGAUUACGCUCAGUGUCGCAGGCACCAUUGUCGUCCAGGCCUUUCAACGCUAUCGCAAAGGCCGCAUCACAAAUGAAAAAGGAGGUACGUAUGGCAGAUCCAGAGCGGCAAGGACCACGACAACGCGUUCCCUGGAGUGAGCACGACUCCCGGGUGCUUUGUGACCUUAUUCAAGAAUACGGUGUCCGAUGGUCGUCUAUCGAAACCAUGAGUGAGCGUUUUGAAUAUCCGCGCAAUCAACAGGCGUACCGCGACCGGGCUCGAAACCUCAAGACGGAGCUUCUCAUGGUUGACAUGCCACUGCCUCCAAAUUUCGACGCCGUAGCUUUGAGCAAUAAAGAAAUUGCAAAGAUUAGAGGAGUUGGGAAAAAUCCGUUUCGUAAAGAGGCCGAUAUUGACGACGACAACAACCCCAUCAAUACAGAGCUUGCAGAAUCCACGCCAUUUUAAUAUUGGGCGGCACAAGCACGGAAGUUUGUGAAUUCAACGAGUGGUAACAACCAUGUAAAAUUCUUCAUUGGCGUUAUGUUUUACCUUUUAUAUCAUGGCGGCCAUAUCAGGUUAAGCCAGUUGUACUACGAGGGGCGACGAGUCCUUGCUCACUGCUGUGGUGUACAUUUAAAAUAAGAAAACCUGAUCAAAACUGCGUGGCU